Molecule: messenger RNA, 5369 nt
Organism: Prionailurus viverrinus (fishing cat)
Lineage: Eukaryota; Metazoa; Chordata; Mammalia; Carnivora; Felidae
Gene: USP3
Product: ubiquitin specific peptidase 3
Exons: 16
Coding region: 187-1794 (535 amino acids)
Biological process (GO): protein deubiquitination
Cellular component (GO): cytoplasm
Molecular function (GO): zinc ion binding; cysteine-type deubiquitinase activity
Source: RefSeq, a predicted model, not a curated record
GGCGGGUGGGAAAACCCGGCGCCCGGAAGCCUUUGCUUUCUUUGACGCAAGGGCUCGGGACGCAGCCGCCGUCGGCCGAGCGCCCGGCGAGGAGCGACCCCAGACGGAGCCUUCGCAGCCGCGCCGCCCCCCGCCCCGUCUCCCAGUCUCCGAGCCUUAGUCUUCCUCGCCGCCCUCCUCGUGGCAAUGGAGUGUCCACACCUCAGCUCAAGCGUCUGCAUCACUCCGGACUCAGCCAAGUUCCCCAACGGCUCCCCGUCGUCUUGGUGUUGCAGCGUGUGCCGGUCCAACAAAAGCCCCUGGGUCUGUUUGACUUGUUCAAGUGUCCACUGUGGAAGGUAUGUGAAUGGCCAUGCAAAAAAACAUUAUGAAGAUGCACAAGUACCAUUAGCUAAUCAUAAGAAAUCAGAAAAGCAAGAUAAACCUCAGCACACAGUGUGUAUGGAUUGCAGUAGCUACAGUACAUACUGUUAUCGCUGUGAUGAUUUUGUGGUUAAUGACACCAAGCUGGGACUGGUACAGAAAGUCAGAGAACACUUACAGAACUUGGAAAACUCCGCUUUCACGGCUGACAGGCAUAGGAAAAGAAAACUUUUGGAAAAUUCAUCACUAAACACCAAGUUAUUAAAAGUAAAUGGAAGCACCACUGGCAUUUGUGCCACAGGCCUUCGGAAUUUGGGGAACACAUGUUUCAUGAAUGCCAUCCUUCAGUCACUCAGUAACAUUGAGCAGUUUUGCUGUUAUUUCAAAGAACUGCCCGCUGUGGAGUUAAGGAAUGGGAAAACAGCAGGAAGGCGAACAUACCACACCAGGAGCCAAGGGGAUAACAAUGUGUCUUUGGUCGAAGAGUUUAGAAAGACACUGUGUGCUUUAUGGCAAGGUAGCCAGACUGCAUUUAGCCCAGAGUCCUUAUUUUAUGUUGUUUGGAAGAUCAUGCCAAAUUUUAGGGGCUAUCAGCAACAGGAUGCCCAUGAAUUCAUGCGAUACCUUUUGGACCACCUGCACCUGGAACUCCAGGGCGGUUUCAAUGGCGUUUCCCGCUCAGCAAUUCUGCAGGAGAAUUCUGCUCUGUCUGGAAGUAACAAAUGUUGCAUGAAAGGGAUUUACAAGACAAACUCCCUAGAGACAGAAGGAAAAGAAAAUGGAGCAUCUACGGUUGUCACAGCUAUAUUCGGAGGUAUUCUCCAGAAUGAGGUUAACUGCCUCAUAUGUGGGACAGAAUCUAGAAAGUUUGAUCCAUUCCUAGACCUUUCAUUAGAUAUUCCAAGUCAGUUCAGAAAUAAGCGCUCUAAGAAUCAAGAAAAUGGACCAGUUUGUUCAUUACGAGAUUGUCUUCGCAGUUUUACUGACUUAGAAGAACUCGAUGAGACAGAGUUAUAUAUGUGCCACAAAUGCAAAAAGAAACAAAAAUCCACUAAAAAGUUUUGGAUUCAGAAACUACCCAAGGUACUAUGCUUACAUCUGAAACGAUUUCACUGGACUGCAUAUUUAAGAAACAAAGUUGAUACCUAUGUAGAAUUUCCAUUGAGAGGCCUAGACAUGAAAUGCUACUUACUAGAGCCUGAGAACAGUGGCCCGGAGAGCUGCCUGUAUGACCUUGCUGCUGUGGUGGUGCACCAUGGUUCUGGGGUCGGUUCUGGACAUUACACAGCAUAUGCAACUCAUGAAGGUCGCUGGUUCCAUUUCAAUGACAGUACUGUAACGCUGACUGAUGAAGACACCGUUGUGAAGGCAAAGGCCUACAUCCUUUUUUAUGUGGAACGUCAGGCCAAAGCUGGAUCAGAUAAACUUUAAUACCUCCUUUAAAUCAUUAUUUGUCAACUAUACCGGACAAACAUUUCCAGUUUUCCGUAAAUACUUGAUCCGAGAUUUAAUUUCAUUAUGCACUUUUCAAUUUCCUAUUUUUGGUUUAGUUUUGUCAAUGGUAGUGACAUAUUAAACAUGGGCACCAACUAAUUUUUUUUUUAGUUCUACCAGAAAACCUCAGCAGAUACUUUGAUUUGCUGCUUUAGUUGUAAUAAUUGUUUUUAUAUGUAGUUUCAAGAACUUAGUUCUAUUUGACUUUUUUUAUAUUAAUGUUUUCAAUUCUCACUUUGAGGCACAUUUACAUCAAUGCUUUGUUACUGUCACAUGCUGAAAGCAAGAUAUGUUCCUGAUUGCGAAGAGCAGAACUGCCUGCUGCCUUUCACAGCUGUAAUGGGAGAUCAGGUGGACUCGAAAUCCAGGAUCAUGUGCGCACAUCAUUUGUGGCCCACAAGAUUUCAGUGACUGUCAGUAAUCUUUCUUUUCGAUUGUAAGAGGUAACUGGGAGAGCAUCAUUAAGUAGACCAGGUGAUUGCUGCUCUUGGUAUCUCUCAAGGCUGCUGCUUAUCAGCACUGAUUAAAUAAAUUUGUUGGAUCACUUGUACCUGUACUGCAAAUUCAAGAAUUAGUCCUUUGAAGUUUUAUUUUGUUUCGGGGUUAUUUUUUGCUUGCGUGUGUUUUCAUGGAGAGAAGAGUACAGCAAAGUCCAGAUAAGACCAGAUACAUUUAGUGUUUAAAAAUGUCUGUGACUCAGCUACACGGUAUAGAUACUGUCAGGUGAGGAGACCACAGCUUGUUUGCCUUUAGAACCAGACUCUAGUUCCCCCACUGUCUGUGGUGCUGGAUGGAAGGAACUACCUGUCCACUUUUGCCUUAUUUCUUGCUUGGCCAUCUCAAGUUGAGAUGCUGACCUCCAGAGCUGAUUUGACCAUCACCUACACUUCCCAGAAGGAAAUUUGAGUCUUUGCUACUUUGGGUUUUAACAACUCCCACUGGCCUAUCCUGAGAGCAGAGCAAGCUGAAAAUAUUCUCACUGUGAACAGAGUUUCUAUUCUUGAGUUUAGCAGUCUUGGUUUUAAAACUGUGUUCAAGAAACAUAGGUACAGGCUCCAUUAAGAUUUAACUCAAAUUGAAAUUUGGAACCAGAAUUCCAUCUAAGAAAGGUAAUUGUGAUUUCUGCAAGUGUUCCAGGUUAGUUUGUUGAUUUCGGGGUGGGGUGGGGGGCAGUGGCAGCACUGAUGAAGGAAUCAGAGAAAGGGACUCCCAGAGAGGGUUGCACCUUAGGACUAGGCACUGUUUUCAGGUUCAUCUCUCAUUCCAGCCUUUAUUUUCUUCUCAAGUGUCUACAAGUCACAAGGGGCAGAAUGUAUUUCAUAUUAAGCCAACCUACCAGACUUUUUGGUAAUCUUGUUUUUUUCUAUUAAAAGAAAAAACUGUCAAGUUUUAAGUGCAUGAAUGUAAAAUAAAGUCUAACAGCUGUCCUCAGGGUGGAUAUUUGAAGUUGCAAGAGAAGAUGUGGCUCCAUUUCAGUUAUUAGCUAGGUAUAUCUCCUAUUCUCUCAGAGCAAAAAUCACCUGCUCAACACUUUAACAUGGCCAGGAGAAAACUGCAAUUGUGUCUAAACUUGUACUAUCCACUAUGGUGGUCACCAGUUAUAUGUGGUUAAAUUUUAAUUAAAAUUAAAUUUAGGGGCACGUGGGUGGCUCAGAAGGUUAAAUGUUCAACUUUGGCUCAAGUCAUGAUCUCUUGGUUCCUGAGUUCGAGCCCCACAUUAGAUUCUGUGCUGACAGCUCAGAGCCUGGAGCCUGCUUCGGAUUCUGUAUCUCCUCUCUCUCUGCCCCUCCCAUCCCCCCCCCCCUCAAAAAUAAACAUUAUAUAUUUUUUUCAAUUAAAUUUCAAACUCACUUCUUUGGUCACACAAACCACAUUCCAAGGGCUCAGCAGCCAUGUGUGGCAUAGGACUGCUUAGGUCUAGGGCAGUUCUCUUAGAUAGCAGUGGUCUAAAUUUUCACUCCAGAGAAAAAAGCUUUGCCUUUAUGUUUAGGUCUGACACCUUAGAGUCUAGGAAGAUAAUUAAGAGGGCAACAUAUAUUUUAAAUAGUUUACACUUCUAAAUUACAUUAGGUUGAACCAUAGGAAGUUUGUGGUAUUUGCUUUUUUGAUCUACAAAAGUGAAAGUUUCACAUAAUUUGGCCUAUUAAUAUAUUAACACCACAUGUAAUUGAACUUGGAAUGUGCAUCUUCUUUGAUUUUUGUUCAGUAUCUCCUAUGAAUUCAGGCUCUUUUACUGAGAUGGUAUAUAGCUGUGACUUCUAACAUUUGCACUUAGAUUAUUCCCUCUUAAUGGGCAGCUGCUAUGACUUCAACAAUAAAGCCUUGGGCAGUGUUGAUGUUGGUGGAGAAAAACUGUCUUUUCGUACCAAAAGGAACUUAGUGACAGCCAGACUGCUUUGCUGGGGGAAGGUGGUCCUUAGGUAACAUCAUUGGCUUAAGAGAUGGACACAUUUCCUCUUUGAAUUUUUAGAGUAUUUUUAGUGCUUGAUUUUACUUAAGCAGAAUGUUUGAAUGGUGUUAUGAAGGAAGGCUGUUGGGAAAAGUGAUUGGAUCCAUUUGAACUGUGCAUUUGAACACCAGUGAUGUAAAUGUGCCUAUUCGUAUUUACAAAAUUUAACUGUGUAGCCUUAUCACACCUAUUUUAAAAGCUGAUCUUUGUGUGCUCUUCAGGGCUUUCCCCUUGUGCCAUGUCGUCUGUGUGUGUGUGGCUUCUCGCGCAGAGAGCUUAUGCUGAGGCGGUGCCUCAUGCUGUCACACCUCUCCCCUGGAACAAGAAAACUUCCUCAGAAGUCCUCCCACACAGGUGGGUGAUAGAAACAGUUUGUGGCAACACAAAUCUCUCUCCAUGGUGGAGAAACCUUUGCUUAUCCACUGUAUUCUACUCAGUGUCUAGUGAUGACAAAUGUAAUAGAAUUAAACCAGUGAAGUGUACAGGCCCCGGUCAAGUGUUAAAUGUGUAUCUCACCUGGGGAACCUACUCAGCAGCUUGGUUCUGCAGUUGGGGACAUCUUUAUUUCUUAACAGCCAAACCUCUUUCAUUGGUUUAGUGUACAUAAGUCUAUUUAGAUACGCUUCUCCCACUUCGGCCCCCAGCGUCCCCUAAACUCCCUCAUGUACCCUGUGGCUCAAGUGGCCUCUUCACUCAGGCCCUGAAAAGGCUCGUGAGCAGUCUGUUUCUGCGGCCAGGGCACCGGUCCCAGGGGACUGGGGUGUAGCCACAGGAACGGGCUGCGGUGCAGGAAGAGGCAGCCACGUGGUGGGUCAUGCUGGAGGGCAAGGUCUCCGCAUCGCCUCGCGGGUCUGAGCAUGAUGGACUCCAGAGCGCCCUGCCCUCCGCCGGUGCUGGUUGUGUCUGAUGUGACCGUUUGCCGCGAAAGCCUCGUUUGUGUGAUGGGAGAGGGUUAACUGUGCAAGUGACUAAUUUCAUUUAUGUUGUAAUCACAUCCCUUUUCUGCUUCACCAACCUGAACUGUUUUAUGGAUGAAUGUAUCAUUAAAUUUCUGGUCUCUUUC